Aaosphaeria arxii CBS 175.79 is the source of this 1577-nucleotide messenger RNA. RefSeq names its product cyclin-like protein. Gene Ontology annotation, molecular function: cyclin-dependent protein serine/threonine kinase activator activity. Gene Ontology annotation, biological process: positive regulation of DNA-templated transcription, elongation; regulation of transcription by RNA polymerase II. Gene Ontology annotation, cellular component: cyclin/CDK positive transcription elongation factor complex; nucleus. The coding region runs from base 25 to 1197 and encodes 390 amino acids. Lineage: Eukaryota; Fungi; Ascomycota; Dothideomycetes; Pleosporales. The record is from RefSeq and is a predicted model, not a curated record. The transcript is spliced from 3 exons.
CGGCUCUCUUCUCUGGCUGCGAACAUGGCGCCUGUCGCCUCCGAAGACCGAGUUGGUCCGCAUCCCUCGUACAUUGAAGUCGCAAAAUCAUACAUCCUCCAAUCGCGUGUGCAGAAAUGUCUGGACGACAUCAACAUGACCGAGGCUCGCGAGGACAAUGUGCGCCUACAAGGUGUCGCUUGGAUUGACAACGUGCGCCGAGCACUCCAGCUACCCGUCCGUACCUUCAACACGGCCGUUGUAUACUAUCAUAAAUUCAGGCUGUGGCAUAGCGAUAACGAAUAUAACUGGGCGGAUGCUGCUGCGGCCGCAUUGUUCACUGCCUGCAAGAUCGAGGACACACUCAAGAAGAGCAGAGAUAUUCUAUGUGCAAAUUGGAACCUAAAGGUUACGGCCAGCGAACGUCUGAGUCCUGAUGAUCCUCGAUUCGAAACCCAUUCCAAGCUGAUCAUCGGGCUUGAGCGCCUCAUGCUUGAAUCUGCCAGUUUCGAUUUUCGCAACCGCUACCCUCAAAAAGUGCUCGUAAAGAUAGCAAGAAGCGUGGACUUUGAUAAGGAAAGGGAAGGGAAAACCGCAUGGAAUGCCUCCAUUGAUCUUUACCGAACGUUGGCACCGCUGAAACAAACGGGUACAACGAUGGCGGUUGCAUGCGUCGAACUUGCUGCAAAGCUACACGAGCAGGACCGAAUGACAGAUUCUUCAGAGGUGUUAGUUGACUACAAACGAUGGAGUACCUCCAGAGCCGAAGUCAUGGAGACACUCCUGGAUCUACUAGAUCUCUACACACAUCACCGAACCUCUACCUCCAUAGGACCAUUGUAUUCUCUGGAAACAUUCAUCAACAUCCGCAUCGCCUUAAAUCAGGAAGCGUUGACAGCAGAUAUCCCACGUUACUCGUCCUAUGCAUCAAAUCAAAGCCCUGCUGCGAAUGGAGCAGGCAAGGCCCGGAAUGGGAUCGAAUCUACCAGUCCGCUUACUCCCGCAACGCCACUCACAGCCUCUCCAGCCCAGCCGAAUCAGGCACCCACAUCGGCAAUUGGGAUAAGGGGACAAAACGGCACAGUCCGCUUCAUGCUUGACCCAGCGCGGGCGGCUGACGAACGAGCUCAGGUGGAUAAAUAUCAUAAAGUGGAGGAGGAAGAAUACGAAGUUGAGGUUCCCAACGAACGGGAAAGGCCAGCGGGACGCGUGCGUUGAGUCAAAAAUGCCCGCAUCAUUAUCAAGUAUAUUCUUUUUCCAAGCGAGGUGCUAAUCGUGCUCUGAAUGUAGACACAUCAGAGCAAUCGGGCCUGGACUCAAAGAUCACAUCUUGUCACGAACGGCCGCGAUUUCAGCGAAGAGACACUCGCCAGUCCUCGCGCUGAUAGUAUUGAUUCUCAUGGUACCCACAACGAUAACCACGAAGACAGCGAUGCCCUAAACACAUGGUCAACGCAUGGGAGGAACAGUCGGCGCAGCCCGGAGGCUUCCAGAGGCAGAAGAACAACGGCUAGGACAAGAAACAACAGAGGCACGAACAAUGGCAUUGAGAAACGUGGCAAUCGACUGAAAAUGCAUUAAACUGGCCGAAAGGAACC